This is a messenger RNA of Cyprinus carpio (common carp), 2419 nucleotides long. RefSeq lists its product as uncharacterized. Lineage: Eukaryota; Metazoa; Chordata; Actinopteri; Cypriniformes; Cyprinidae. The record is from RefSeq and is a predicted model, not a curated record.
UGUAACUACAGCUGAUGCCACUGAUUCAUCAGAUAUUUCAACAACUAUCGAUGUCACAGGAACAGAACAACCGUCAAAUACAGCAGGAAACAUCUGUAACUCUAGAUGAUAGUACAACAGAUAUAUCUGCUGUAACUUCAACAGAUCCUGCUGUAACUACAGCUGAUGCCACUGAUUCAUCAGAUAUUUCAACGACUAUCGAUGUCACAGGAACAGAACAACCGUCAAAUACAGCAGAAACAUCUGUAACUCCAGAUGAUAGUACAACAGAUAUAUCUGCUGUAACUUCAACAGAUCCUGCUGUAACUACAGCUGAUGCCACUGAUUCAUCAGAUAUUUCAACAACUAUCGAUGUCACAGGAACAGAAGAACCGCCAAAUACAGCAGAAACAUCUAUAACUCCAGAUGAUAGUACAACAGAGAUUUCUGCUGUAACUUCAACAGAUCCUGCUGCAACUACAGCUGAUGCCACUGAUUCAUCAGAUAUUUCAACAACUAUCGAUGUCACAGGAACAGAAGAACCGCCAAAUACAGCAGAAACAUCUAUAACUCCAGAUGAUAGUACAACAGAGAUAUCCGCUUUAACUUCAGCAGAUCCUGCUGCAACUACAGCUGACACCACUAUUGUGACAGAAGCUGGUGCAUCUACACCAAAUCCUGCCUCAACUACAGCUGAUUUCACAACUACAAAAGAUGUUAUAACAACAACAACAAGAUCUACUCAGUCAACGACCAAAACCACAACUGCCAAACCUAUUGAGUGUGAAAAUGGUGGAACUCCAUAUCCAAACAACCAGGCUUGUUUCUGUCCGAAAGGUUUUACGGGGAGACUCUGCAGUACUGUUGUAACUGAAAUUGUUCCAGAUAACAUUGAAAGGACAGUCAAUGUUACGAUGGAAAUAAAUGAAAGUUUUACAGAUGACUUUAAAAACUCAUCAUCAGAUGCAUAUAAAAAUUUUGAGGAAAAAUUUAAUAGAACAGUGGUAAAGUCUUAUGAAAAAAUAUCCACAUUUUUGCAUGUGGCCAACAUAAUUCUAAGUGCUGGUGGACCAUUACAAAAUAGUCAAAGAAGAAAAAGAAGUUUGUCUUUAAAGGAAACUAACAGGGAAACGGCUAGUCUGAAAGUUGAGCAUGAUGUCCUUCUUGACAUUGAAAAUAGCAAAGAAAACCAAAAUACUUAUGAAAAUAGUGUCAAUAAAGUGAGAGACGCUCUUGUUGACAUAAAAAACAAUCCAGACUCAGGAUUGGUUGUUAAUAAUGCCAUUGCAUCAGAGACUGGACUUGGUGGGGUGUGUGCAAAGGCUACGGAUGGUUUUCUUGAAGGAUACGAAAAGUAUUUUGAAGCAGUUGUCAUUGAUGACAUAGUGAAAUGUUUGACCCAAUGCAGUCCAGAACAUAAUAAUAUGAAAAUCUGUAAGAACAGAGGCACCUGUGAAGUUUCUGAUCAGGGCCCAUCCUGCUAUUGCCGCCAUAGUGAUGACUUCUGGUACAUGGGAACAGAUUGCAGUUUACAGGUGCACAAAGUUGGAUUUUAUGCUGGAUUAGGAAUAGUGGCAGCCAUAGCAGUAUUAACUGUAGCAAUCCUGACAGUUUAUCUCUUUAUAAACAAACGGACGGUGAAGAGGAACAAAGACAUUAAGCAAGAGCUAGUGAAAGAAUGGUUAGAGGAUGACUUUGAAUGGCCACCACAAAAGAAAACAUCAUACACAGCUGACAGAUAUGAUAACCCAGUAUACUCACCAGGAGGCAGACAUUCACACGAGAGUUUUGGAAACUAUAAACCAGACUUCUCUGCAAAUCAGUCUUACACCCAGAAUUUCUCACCUGAACCUGGUAUUCAUCUCCGGUAUCUUCAGAGGGAUCAGUCUAUGAAAAUGGACAGACCUCAGAUCCGUUCAUCUUUUGAUAUUUAAUAUUCUAUGUGUGUGGAAACACGCAUUACGGCUUUGUAUAACAUACUAAGUGUAUCUAUUGCUUGGUUUAAAAAUACACAGAUUUUAUCCAUCAAAACUGCUGAGCAUUCUAUUCAUACCAUACAAUUUAGCAGUUGUGCAAUUAUGCAUAUUUUCUGUACCUCAGUGUGUGACAAACGUCAUCUGACCAUAUUGUGUUUUAUCACAUGAUGAAGAGAAGCGGUAGAACUUCAGAUAUGCCCUGCUUAUCUUCGGAUAUGUUAUUAAAAUAAUCAGUGUAGUAAAAUGAGAUAUCUUGUUUUUAUGUAUUUUUUUUCUUAUCAUUUUACUUUAUUGCUCCUUCAGGUAUCAUUUCUUAUCAUUUUGUAUUCUUUAUGAUAUUGCAUUAAUAUAAACUGGUUUGUAAAUUACAUAUUAACCACAAAUUAUUUAUUACCAUUAUACUCCACACAUUGUCUGUAAAUUGACACUUGCUUAUGUUAAAAUAAAUUAUAUUCUCAGUUGUU